AGGAAUGAUUACAGCAAGAAAAAACGAUUUCAAUGUUCAUUUGGACCUGACUAUUGUUUUAAGAUAGACUUUAUAAAUUGUGAACCACUCCUUUAAGACAUCCUGUGACUGCUGCGAAGGAAGCAGUGUGUUACAAGUGUGUUUUUGUCUCAUUCGCUUUGGCAAAACCGUCAAAAGGAAACAGACACUUGCAGUGGCAUUUAAGUUACUGCACGCCUUCCUGCAGCCUCCACUCUAAGCUACAUUUGAGCUGGCAACGAUGAAUCCUGAAGGUUACCCGGGUGAGGCUGUUCCACUGCAGGGGGGGCGGUAUGAUGGAUUCUCUGGACAGCCCAGUGCACCUACGAUGGUUCAGUACACCACUGUGAACAUCACCACUGAUCCCCCCCAGGACCACAUCGUCUGGUCCCUCUGCUGCUUUGUCUACUUAAAUCCUCUCUGUCUUGGACUGGCAGCGCUCAUCUACUCUAUCAAGGCUAGAGACCGGAAGGUGGCUGGAGACCUGGAGGGUGCCCGACACUACGGCUCCACUGCCCGCUGCCUCAACAUCGUGUCCACUGUGCUGGUUUCCAUCACAAUCUUUACUGUCAUUAUACUUUUCGCCUGGAUUGUAAAUGAGAUUAACUACUACAGAUACCACUACAACUUCAAGCCAAAUUUCAAAUAGUGUUAGAGUUGCCUGCUGCUGUGGCAUAGUGAUAUUUUUUUCUACUUUACAUGCAUGCCACAAUUUGUAAACUUUUAUACCUUUUUACUUGCAUCCUCAAGCAAGAAAGAUACAAAUCUUUAUUGGUGUUGCAGAAAUCUUGAAUGGAACUCAUCCAUGUAUCUGAAGUCAGGUUUGACAUUUCUGCCAGACUUUGUAACUGAAUUCUUACUAAGAGAGUAAGUCAAAAGAGUUUAUUUUUAACAGUUUAAUUUGUCAAUAAAAGCGUCCUGUUUCUUUAAAUUGUUCUUGUGAGAUUUUGAGGCUUUAAAAACCGGUUGUGGUUGCACAAAUGUGUUUUUUCAUGCUUACACCCUCAAACUGUAACUCAUGGUGAAAGAUAACCAUUCAGUUUCCUCCAAAAACCACAGAGGAAAAAACACAGCACAUUUGUGAGUGAGUGGGUAAGUUACUUUCCGUCAGUUGGGGUUGUGUGUCCGGUAUUCACAUCCUGACAGCGGUUGGCUGCAGAAACUCCUUUAUAAAUAACACACACAUUAACUAAACAUAAUAAAUCAAUGCCAGAGGGGGGGAAACAGUUUUUGUUUUGUUUAUAGUGCAGAGGACAAGUGACCAACAUAAAACAAACAAACAAAAAACAAACAAAAAAACCCCAAACAUAUGACAUAGCAGAAGACAAGAGGGAGAACUAGACGAAAAAGCAAACAAACAAACAAACAAAAAGAAAAAAAAAGGCAUGAGGUUUGGCUUAGAUUUUCUUAUUGUUGUACGCAUGUGUUUCGGUAGGUGUGUGUGUGUGUUUUCUGUUUGAAAGAUAUUGUAGGGGGAGAGAGCAUAAGGGGGAGACAGUAUUAACCAAAGGAAGAAAGAGAUUUUUGUGGAAAAUUCAUAGUAUAAUGCAGUUGUUUUUGAUUAUGUGUCGAAGAUUUAUGAUGUAAUACAUACAUACUCUCUAAGCAUACAUAUAUUCUUUAAGUGCAUAUAUACACAUGUAUUCUUAAUGCCCUAGAUAUAUGUUCUUUAUUUGAUUGCUCUAUACAUUUAUUUUGAAGCCCAUAUAGCCUCUCUUGUUGUUGCAACUGUUUAUCUGACAUGACACAGAAGUGGAGUUGGUGAGGGGCAGGGUGCAAAUCAAAAAAAAAAAUCAAUAGUAUGCCAAGCAUAAACAGACAAACUAAAUAAACCCGUGAGCUACUCUUUAAUAUUAUAACCAGUGAUAUUUUAGGGGAGUUACAGGGAUAAAUAAGAAAAGACCAAUGAGAGAUGUGUUCGUAUCAUAUCAUUCUAAAAAUAUAAAUCAGACUGUAUUGCCUGACAAUGUCAGUUGCUCUGUGCAGAAUAACUCAGGGUUUUGCAUUUUGUCAG
Messenger RNA from Thunnus maccoyii (southern bluefin tuna), 2032 nucleotides. Its product is annotated as dispanin subfamily A member 2b-like. Gene Ontology annotation, cellular component: plasma membrane. Bases 260 to 667 code for a protein of 135 amino acids. NCBI's taxonomy places the organism in Eukaryota, Metazoa, Chordata, Actinopteri, Scombriformes, Scombridae. The record is from RefSeq and is a predicted model, not a curated record. The transcript is spliced from 2 exons.